Syzygium oleosum is the source of this 1153-nucleotide messenger RNA. Its product is annotated as protein HEADING DATE REPRESSOR 1. Gene Ontology annotation, biological process: regulation of flower development. Lineage: Eukaryota; Viridiplantae; Streptophyta; Magnoliopsida; Myrtales; Myrtaceae. The coding region runs from base 239 to 883 and encodes 214 amino acids. The record is from RefSeq and is a predicted model, not a curated record. The transcript is spliced from 3 exons.
GGUCCCCUCCUACUCUGGAGACAUGAAAUGGACCCGACACGACAUCAUCGUCAAAGCGUCGUCCUCUCUCUCUCUCUCUCUCGGGUUUCUUUGGUAGGAGCAGCUGAAACUCCAAGAAAGCUGAUGCGGAAGCAAUCUGCUGCAACCAUAAAGAUCCAUUCUUUUAGCGCUUCUGUACGAUCACUUUCGUGGUGCACGAGGGGGGGUCUUGGGAUUUUGUUUGCUCUGAUCUCUUCCAAUGGAGCCAGCGUCUAACAACAGUCCGAAUGGGACUCUGCAAGGCUUCUCUCAUGUGACCGAUGCUCCAGUUCUUUGGAAAUCUCGAAAGAGAUCAGGUAUCGACUGCCUAAACACAAAUGCCCGGAAUUUUGACAAGACCAUGGCAGACGCUGCUGAUAAUACACCUACUAAACAAGAAGAGAUGACAAUGGACGAGAAGAUGCAGGAUUCGACACCACUGUCCGUUCUGUCUGUGAAGCGCAAAGCUCUUUUUGAGCCAUUAGAACCGAUAAAGGAUAUCAACAGUGGAAGACCAUCUGCUGAAUCCCUGCUCCCGCCACCAGAUUUCGACACAGCAAGCUAUCCACGUGGCUGGCUAGUUGGAAAGAAACGCAAACUAGUUAAUGUGGAUGUUGUUGAAAGCAUGAGAAGAAUUGCCAUUCAAGAGAUGAACAGAAAGGACCGGGAAAUUGAUGGUCUAAAUGAGCAGCUGGAAGAGGACUCUAGGGUACUGGAACAUCUUCAGCUACAGCUCCUGGAGGAAAAGAGGAAACGCGUGGAAGUAGAGAGGGAAAAUGCAAUGCUGCAGGAUCAAAUAUCAAUGCUGAUGAAUAUGAUGCAGGAGAAUGACCAGAUAGACGAAGAAAGGCAAGGCGAGCCAUGAUCACCGAGUCUUUGUUGAUAAAUAGUUUUCUCAAUUCUGGGUAAAUCUUGUUCAGUAUUCAUCUUAUAUAGCUAAAAUCGACCAUGCAUAUAUGUUAGUAAUAUCAUCAAUGGAUCCUUGUGCAUAUUAUAUCUCUAGCGAGCUCGAAUAUGCUUAACUCUGGUAGUAGUCCAACCUACAUCUGUCGAGCUGUUAAUUUGUGUAUUCUGUACCUGGUUUCAGUGAAUCCUUGUAGAUAUUGAAAGCAUAAGUUAAGUUUUUAGUUUCCUA